AUGGCAGCGCAAGUGUAUUCACAAGAUCAGCUCACGCGCUACCUCGACCACAUUUCCUAUCCGCGCUCUCAGCACCCCAGAGACGAGCUCCAAUUCCUCAAAGAGCUCCAAGCCCACCAUCUGGCUCGCGUGCCCUUUGAGUCCAUCAGCCUUCACUACUCGCCCCAUUGCACGCUGUCCGUCGAUGCAGAUGAUCUCUUCCAAAAGGUCGUGGAGAAGAGCAGAGGCGGCUACUGCGUGGAGAUGAACACUAUCUUUGGCGACAUGAUGAGGGCCCUGGGAUUCAACGUCCUCAGCAUCGGAGCCAGAGUCAAGCCUGGUCCCGUAUAUCUCGGCAUGACGCACAGCGCCAACAUCAUCACCAUCAACCAGCAGCGUUACCUCGUCGACGUCGCCUUUGGCAGCCACGGCGCCUUCACGCCCGUCCCCCUCAUCAACGGCUUCGAAUUCGACAACAUCCUCCCUCGCCGCGGCAAACUCGAGUUCCGCCCCAUCGCCCAGUCCACCUCGCCCUCGACCCAAUCUCUCUGGGUCUACUCCACGCAGGAUCUUCCCUCUCUAGACUGGACCGAGCGCUACUGCUUCACGGAAACGGAGCUCUUCCGCGCAGACUACGAAGUCAUGAAUUUCUACUGCAGCACGGUCCGCACCGCCGUCUUUGUCAAUAACGUCUUUGCCCUGAGGGGAAUCAUAAACGAUAGGGGUGAUGGGCUCAAGGGCGUCAUGACUUUGUUGCGGAACGAGGUGAGAAGGAGAGUAGAGGGCGAGCCGGGCUUGGAAGUGGUGGAAACUCUGGCAAAUGAGGAGGAUCGAGUCAAGGCGCUGGAGAAGUGGUUUGAGAUUCCGUUGAAUAAGAGAGAGGCGACGGCGAUUCGGGGCCUGCCGACUGAGCUGGUGCCGCUCAGGCAUUUGUGA
Molecule: messenger RNA, 915 nt
Organism: Trichoderma atroviride IMI 206040
Lineage: Eukaryota; Fungi; Ascomycota; Sordariomycetes; Hypocreales; Hypocreaceae
Molecular function (GO): acetyltransferase activity
Source: RefSeq, a predicted model, not a curated record